GGGCGAUUCAUCAUGGGACAAGCAGUCGGCUUCGUGUCGACCUCCGAGUUUUUGAAGAUCGAUGAGAGCGAGUUCCAGGAGUGCCCUGUCAGCGAUCCGAAAAAAAACCGUCCUUGCUGUGUGCUACACAUCAGGAAGCACGGGGCUGCCCAAAGGCGCUGAGAUGACUCACUACAGCUUCGUGGCGUGCUUCUACACGACCAGGUUGCACAUUCCCUGGGGAGAGCCAGAUGUCCUUCUUGGCUUGCACGCUAUCACGCACCAGGUGGGUAUGCUGUACUGCAUGAUAGCUGUCCUUGACGGCGCAACGUGUGCUGUCGUGCCGGCCAACCUUACCCCGCUGGAAAUUAUGGACGCUGUCGACAAACAUAGGGCGACGGCAGCAUGGAUGUUCCCUGGCCGACUCCAAGCUCUGGUGCGCGAAAUGCGGCGCACUGGCCGAACGUUGCCCAGCAUGCGAGGGAUGGGCGUCGGUGGUAGCUUGCUUUCGACACAAGCGGCCGAACGGGCUCGUCAAGCAUUCGGUGGUCCUCGAGCUCCUUGUGCAAGUGUACGGCAUGACCGAGUCAUGUUGCUGUGUCACUUCUCAGCCGAAGAAAAAGGAGCUGAGCGUCAGCGCUGAUGUCGGCUUCCCUGCUACGAAUGUUGCUGU
Molecule: messenger RNA, 652 nt
Organism: Dermacentor silvarum
Lineage: Eukaryota; Metazoa; Arthropoda; Arachnida; Ixodida; Ixodidae
Product: 4-chlorobenzoate--CoA ligase-like
Exons: 3
Coding region: 62-622 (186 amino acids)
Molecular function (GO): CoA-ligase activity
Source: RefSeq, a predicted model, not a curated record